Molecule: messenger RNA, 2541 nt
Organism: Leptonychotes weddellii (Weddell seal)
Lineage: Eukaryota; Metazoa; Chordata; Mammalia; Carnivora; Phocidae
Source: RefSeq, a predicted model, not a curated record
AUGGGUCUACAGGGACGGGAGCUCGUCUUUCUGUAUGGUCAAGGGCCAGAUCAAGCACUGCCCCCUCCGUGGCUGGCAGAGGGGAGUCCGGAGGGAGGGGGUCGGGACAGGGCAGGGAGGCCCCUGCUCCUGGUGUCAACCACCGAGGGGGCCUGGGAGGCACUGUGGUGCACAGCGUCAGAGGUCACCAAGCUGCUGUCCUACCUGUGCACUGUCCCCAGGUCCUUCCUCCUAGAAAGCCCGGUCCAUCCAGCAAGACUGCCAACUCUGUUUACAACCCACAGGCCUGAAGAUAAAACCAAGGGACUGGCGCUUGUGAUUGAUGCCAGGAAACAGCCCCCACACCCUGGUCUGGUCAGUGCCCUGCAGGCCACCCAGGCUCUGGCCCCAGCCUCCAUCCGUGCUGUGCUCUACCUGGGGGACAAGGAGGCCGCUCUCCAGCUGGAGACACUACCUGACAUCCAGGUAGAGGUGGUGACCUCAUUGAAGGCUCUCAGCCACCACGUGGACCCCGGCCAGCUCCCCCCGGCCCUGGAAGGCCCCCUCCCCUACUGCCACAGCGAGUGGGUGCAAUUCUUUCAGAAGUUGGACCCUUUCCUUGCUGACCUCCGCCGGGCCUCCUCCUUUCUAAAGGCUUCCAUCAGGCAGUUUGAGAAGAGCGACCCCCCUGGAGGGGUGCAGGAGGCCUCCAGGUGUCUGAGCAAGUCCAAGGAGCUGAUGGAGGCCGUGCUGAGGGACCCAGGCCUGCUGGGCCUCCAGCGGGAAGGGGGAGCCACUCUGGCCAGGCUGCGGCAGGAAGCUGGUAGGCUGGACUUCAACCCCGACGUCAGGAGCCAUCUGGCCGAAGCUGUUGCCUUGUACGGCCUCGUGGAUGAGCAGCUGCAUGUCCUGGUCACUGCAUCUAACCACCUCCUGGGGAGGCUAGAGCUCCGCAUCCGCCUGGGCCGCCUGGAAGCUGCCAUCCACCAGGUCAGCAACUGGAUGGAGCAGGAGGGGAGCUUGUGCCUGCAGGUGCUGAGCCCCACAGACAGAAGCUUGGAGACUGUGGAGAAGGCCCAUGCGGAGUUUGAGGACUUCUUCCUUCAGGCUGCAGCCCAGUACCGCCGCGGCCUGGAGCUGUCCAAGCAGGCCGCUCAGCUGGGAGGGACCAGCGAGGCAGGAGGAGCAGAGUCCCGGGAACUGGCAGCCUUCGCCUCCACCCAGCGGGCCUUCCAGGCUAAGCUGACCCACUUCUACAUGGCGGCUGAGCGACAGCGCACAGACCUGGAGACGCUACUCCACCUGCACCACUUCUGCCAGAAGAUGACCUGGUUUCACAUGGACUGUCAGGACCUGAUGAGGCAGCUCAGGCUGGGCAAGGCCCAGAGGGCCAGCCCUGGGGACCAGCGCCGCCUCCACCGCUACCUGCAGCGACUGGCGUCUGAGUUCCCUGCAGAGAAGCUCAUGGCCAUGGGGCUGCAGGUGGCCUCGCUGAGCCAGGAAGGCCUGGGCCAGGAGCUGUGGGAGGAGGCCCAGCUGAGACACGAGGAGAUCCAGACCUUCCUGAAGAAGGCACUGGCCCACUGCCCAUGCCCAGCGGGGCUCACGGCCCGCUCAGCAGCCCCGGAGCUAAAAAGGGUAGCUGCCAGGGGCCAGGGUCUGAAUGGAGAUGUCACUUCCAAGGGAAGGCGGGGCCUGCCCCUCCAGGACUCACGGGGCCUGGAUCGUUCGCCAAAUCCUUGCUGGCCUCGUGCCUCCAGAGAGGGGCAGAACAGAAAUUUGCAGGCAGGCCUUCUGCCCCUGGAAGGCGGCCAGGCUGUAGAGGCUGAUGAAGGCAAAGGCCCCCAUGAGCCAUUUCCCUUUCCAGCCCCUGAGCGCUUCCUUGACCCCCUCUUCUCCUGGCAGGGACUCCUCAGGCAGAGUCAGACCCCCCAUCCCACUGGGGGCAGCUUCUCCUCAGAGGGGACAGACUCACAGAUGUCUCUGGAGGACUCACCCCAGAUAAGUCCCCCUACAUCCCUCUAGCUAGGACCCCCACCAAUGGCACUGGGCUCCAGGGGGUGGCUGAGGAGGGGCCCAGUGACAGGAGGGAGCUGGGGAGCCCUGGCUGAUCUCAUCUGGACGUGGCUCCUGAGCACUCACUGUAUGUUUGGCCCAUGUAGGAGAAAGCAAGAACCUGAACCUGUUCCCAGGUCCCGAAAACUCUAGGAAGACCUGACUCACAAACAGAAUAGUGAGUGUGGAGGGCAAGGCAGGAUACGGUAGAGCCUGGGACUGACUCCACAGCCCCCGUGUCCCAUCGUGGAGAGAGCUGUUGGGACAGACCCUUCCAGAGGGCUCAGUCUUAGGCAAGCCAGACACCUACCUGGAGUCCAGGGGUGCAUAAGCUUACCCUUGGGGACCAUGGGGCAUAGUUGCCAUGAGUGGGGGGAUUCGGGAGCGGCUUCUUAUCUGAGACAAGGGUUCCGGUUCCUGUUUAUUUGGCCAUGAUUUCAGGAACCACUGGUGGAGGAGCAGGGAGGUGAGUGUGGGAAGGGAAUAAAGGGUGUGUUGUCAAGUAAA